AUGCCAAGAAGAGCGAGAAAUAAUGCGGCAAUCACACGAUUGUACGGUCUUGCUAAGCGAGGAUCGCUCGAACAAAGGGUAAGUUUACAAUGAAAAUGACGACAAAACGACAGUAAACUGGGUUUUUUUAGAUACGCUUAUUGGAGGAGCUACUCAAACAUCCACAGUAUCAAUCCGCGAAAACUUUGUCUCGAAAAAUGUUUUCAGACAUUAUGGAGAAGUAAGUUUGUAACAGUCUAAAAUAAUAGUCAGAUUGAAAUAACCAUAUGUUUUUGCAGACUAUAAGAUAUGAAAUUUAUCAUAUUUUCUCGAACAAUAGGCUGACAGAAGAUUUGAGACGAAUUGCGGCAAAAAAUCAAGAUGUUGGAUACGAUACUUCCCGAUUUCUUGUUGGGAAGUAUAAUUCAAAUCCCAUAGCCGUUAUUGACUGUAUGUGCCGAAUGCAAAGAGCGAUGCGCAGAAGAACGGCUGAGAAGAGGACAAAGUACAAUUUCCAGGCCAUUGAAAAAGUGAGUGAGAGAAUGAAAAAACAAAAGUAUAACUUAUUUUGUAGGAGCUGAGAGAUAUCACCGAACAUGAUGACAUCAAAGUAUCGAGAUUGUCAUUCAUGAAAGUUCAAGAACGAAACGAGUAUUUCAUACGAAAGCCACGGAAUGAUCAUAUGGAAGUGAUAUUUAUGGCGUAAGUUUUUUUGUUGAAAAAAUUAAAUACAUUUUGUUGAUAUAAAUUUUUUGCAGAUAUCUCAAGACGAUCAACUUGUAUCUUUUUACGGCGAAUGAUUUGUUGACACAUCGUGAAGAUUUCCUCAAAAAUCUUGGAGUCUCCGCAAAUAAUCGAUGA
Caenorhabditis angaria is the source of this 840-nucleotide messenger RNA. NCBI's taxonomy places the organism in Eukaryota, Metazoa, Nematoda, Chromadorea, Rhabditida, Rhabditidae. The record is from the annotation of a GenBank genome assembly.